Molecule: messenger RNA, 3467 nt
Organism: Bufo gargarizans (Asiatic toad)
Lineage: Eukaryota; Metazoa; Chordata; Amphibia; Anura; Bufonidae
Gene: LRRC4C
Product: leucine rich repeat containing 4C
Exons: 2
Coding region: 1436-3355 (639 amino acids)
Biological process (GO): regulation of axonogenesis; modulation of chemical synaptic transmission; synaptic membrane adhesion
Cellular component (GO): glutamatergic synapse; plasma membrane; postsynaptic density membrane
Molecular function (GO): cell-cell adhesion mediator activity
Source: RefSeq, a predicted model, not a curated record
GGGGGAAUGAGGGGGAAGGAGGGAGUGAGAGAAAGAAGCAAAGCUCUCUAGAUGUGAAAUCUGAAAUUGCUAUAAGGAGUUAUUGCAAGAUCCAUGUUCUGCUGGCUGGAGACUGAAGUGUGAAGGAAGCUCUACUGCAUGAAUUGUGCAUUUCUCUACUGGAACUAGGAACUAUAAGCACCUGAUUUGUGGAUUUGCUGCUGAACAUUUAGUAGUGUCCCCCCCCCCCCCCCCUCUUUCCCUCUGUUUUUAUGAGUGGAGGGGGUUGAACAGAGAGAGAAGGAACACAGCACACUACAAGAAGAAGAAGAAGAGAGAGCAGGAUUUGUUGGAAAUAGGAUCCACUGGAUGACACAUCAUGGGGAACAUCAUGAGGAACAUCAUGAGGAACAUCAUCAUGGGAAGGCAAGGAUUGUGUCAGUAGUUUUACAGGAGUUGAAUGCAGAACAUGGAGAAGGAUAGGAAGAAGAAGAACCUUAAAUUAAAAAAUCCACUCCGACAAUUGUCUUCAUAACAAAGGCACCCCAUGUGGAGCUAGGUCUCUCACUCCAUUGAGGAUUUUUGUUUUUUAUUAUUUUAUUAUUAUUAUUUUUGGAGACUCAUCAUUCACCAGGAAUGAUAUGAAAAGAAGCACAAUCCACAAGGUGCUUCCCAGCAAGGCUGAAGGAUUUAUUGCAGGCUGCAUCUCUCAGUGAAUGUGAUAUAAUGAAAUUGCAGAGGAGGCUAAGCAGAAGGAGAGCAGUGAAUGCCUGGAGUUUGGGCAUCAGGAUUACCGGAUCCAAGAAAUAGGGAGAAAGGCAGGCUGAAGAAGAAGAAAAAAAAAAAAAGAACCCAACAUGCAGAGCUGCACUGGGCUGUGAUUGGAAAUUUAAUCAGAUCCUGUGGAUAGGGUGAAAGUUUCUUAUUGGGAUUUGGCUGGACCUAGACAAGCUCAUGAGCGAUGGUGCGCCUGGAAUCGGUGGGAUAACUAUGAAGAUUGGAGGCUUUCUAUGGACCAGAGAUGGAUUGGAUUUUAAGGAAGAACCUGACAGCUGCAGAGUUUCAUCGUUGUCCUUCUCGCUUGGACACCUUGUGAAGGGAGACCAGGUGGAGGGAGCUGCUUUGGUAUAAUUUCAGCACCUUGGACAGCCAAAAGUUUGAAGAACAGGUCUUCCUAUAUGGUCCUGUUGCUUUUUGGAAGGUAUUUUUUUUAUGAGCACCCUCUCCCUUCUCCUCAGUGUGAAAUGAGCCUCAAGUUGUAGGCAAGAGUUGAAUGGACACUCUGGGCUGGAAUACUACUAAGAUGAGGGCACACCAUGGCUCGUUGUAGAAGCAGUGUUGGGUCCUGUGGUCAAUCUCUAGUUCUUCAGCUCUAAAAUUUCUUGGAUUCUCACCUGGAUCCUGUCUUGACACAAAUACUGGAACUCCAGCAGGACCAAACACACACAAAGUAUGAAUGUUGAACAAGAUGACAUUACAUCCACAGCAGAUGAUGAUAGGUCCUAGGUUCAACAGGGCCUUAUUUGACCCCCUCUUUAUUGUGCUGUUGGCUCUUCAGCUUCUUGUGGUGGCUGGCUUGGUGAGGGCUCAGACCUGCCCUUCUGUAUGUUCCUGCAGUAACCAGUUCAGCAAAGUCAUUUGCACACGGAGGAACCUGCGCGAAGUUCCAGAUGGUAUCUCCACCAACACGAGGCAGCUGAACCUUCAUGAAAACCAGAUCCAAAUAAUCAAAGUGGACAGUUUUAAACACUUACGACACCUAGAAGUGUUACAGUUGAGUAGGAAUCACAUUAGGACUAUUGAAAUCGGGGCCUUCAAUGGCUUGGCAAACCUAAACACGUUGGAACUGUUUGACAAUCGAUUGACCACCAUUCCCAAUGGAGCUUUUGAAUAUUUGUCAAAACUGAAAGAACUUUGGCUAAGGAACAAUCCCAUAGAGAGCAUUCCAUCGUAUGCUUUUAAUCGCAUCCCUUCGCUACGUAGGUUGGAUUUGGGGGAAAUGAAAAGAUUAUCCUAUAUUUCAGAAGGAGCUUUUGAAGGGCUUUCAAAUCUUAAAUAUUUGAACCUCGGGAUGUGCAACCUAAGAGAAAUCCCCAAUCUCACCCCCCUUGUAAAGCUAGACGAGCUAGAUCUUUCUGGGAAUCACCUUUCAGUUCUUAGACCGGGAUCAUUCCAAGGGUUAACCCAUUUGCAAAAACUUUGGAUUAUGCAUUCCCAAAUUCAAGUAAUUGAAAGAAAUGCAUUUGAUGACCUUCAGUCUCUUGUGGAGCUUAAUUUGGCACAUAAUAAUCUAACUCUACUGCCUCAUGACCUUUUCACACCUCUCCAUAACUUGCAAAGGAUUCAGCUGCACCACAAUCCCUGGAACUGCAACUGUGACAUACUUUGGCUUAGUUGGUGGUUGAAGGAGAUAGUCACGACUGGCAGUACAUGUUGCGCCCGUUGCGCUACUCCCCCCACCUUGAAGGGUACUCACAUUGCAGAGUUGGACCAGAAUUAUUUUACUUGCUAUGCCCCCGUGAUUGUGGAGCCACCCGCUGAUCUGAAUGUCACCGAAGGGAUGGCUGCUGAACUCAAAUGUCGGGCAUCCACAUCAUUGACUUAUGUUAGUUGGAUUACUCCAAAUGGAUCAAUUAUGACCCAUGGGGCUUAUAAAGUGCGUAUUUCGGUGCUUAAUGACGGCACGUUAAAUUUUACUAAUGUAACGGUGCGGGAUACAGGAUUGUAUACAUGCAUAGUCAGCAACUCAGCAGGGAACACCACUGCCUCGGCGACACUGAAUGUGACUGCGACCGAUCCUGGUUACACAUACUUUUCCACCGUCACUGUAGAGACUAUGGAACCAUCUCAGGAUGAGGCGAGGACCACGGAACAUCAUGUGAGUCCUACCCCAGUCCUCGACUGGGAGACCACAAAUGCAACCACCUCGCUGAUGCCGCAGAGCACAAGAUCCACAGAAAAGCCCUAUACCAUCCCAAUCACGGAUGCAAACAGUGGGAUGCCAGGGAUCGACGAGGUUAUGAAGACCACCAAAAUCAUUAUUGGCUGUUUUGUGGCCAUCACCCUAAUGGCAGCUGUCAUGUUGGUUAUUUUCUACAAGAUGAGGAAGCAGCACCAUAGGAAGAACCACCACGCUCCAACGCGGACUGUAGAGAUUAUCAAUGUGGAUGAUGAACUCACGGCAGAUACGCCCAUUGAGAGCCACUUGCCUAUGCCCGCAAUAGAACACGAGCAUCUAAACCACUAUAACUCUUAUAAGUCUCCUUUUAAUCACACAACGACAGUGAACACGAUAAAUUCAAUACACAGUUCUGUGCAUGAACCUUUAUUGAUUCGCGCCAGCUCGAAAGACAAUGUACAGGAGACUCAGAUUUAAAAUUCUACACUGCAGCAGACUAAGAGCAAAAAUAGACAAUUUAUAUAUAAAAAAAGAGGAAUGAAAAGACUGGGCUAAAUCUACUGUUUCCAAUAAAAAAAGUGUCUUUACA